Messenger RNA from Phaeodactylum tricornutum CCAP 1055/1, 3871 nucleotides. RefSeq lists its product with no specific name. The record is from RefSeq and is a predicted model, not a curated record. Gene Ontology annotation, cellular component: COPI vesicle coat. The transcript has 3 exons. Gene Ontology annotation, molecular function: protein binding; structural molecule activity. Gene Ontology annotation, biological process: intracellular protein transport; endoplasmic reticulum to Golgi vesicle-mediated transport; intra-Golgi vesicle-mediated transport. Lineage: Eukaryota; Bacillariophyta; Bacillariophyceae; Surirellales; Neidiaceae. Bases 1 to 3813 code for a protein of 1270 amino acids.
AUGCUAACCAAGUUUGAGUCCAAAUCGGCGCGGGUGAAAGGUUUAGCCUUUCAUCCGGUGCGUCCCUGGGUAUGUGCAUCUUUGCACAAUGGUGUAAUUCAACUUUGGGAUUAUCGAGUAGGCACCGUCAUUGAUCGAUUUGAAGAGCACGAAGGUCCGGUCCGUGGUGUCGAUUUCCACGUCUCGGAGCCGUUGCUCGUAUCCGGCGGUGACGACUACAAAAUCAAGGUCUGGGAUUACAAGCUCCGUCGUUGCUUGUUUACCCUACUGGGACAUUUAGACUACAUUCGGACGGUUCAAUUUCACAGUACGUUUCCCUGGAUAUUGAGCGCGUCCGACGAUCAAACGCUGCGUUUGUGGGAUGUUGAUCGUCGCACCUGUUUGAGUGUCUUGACCGGACACAAUCACUACGUUAUGUGCGCGAGCUUCCAUCCCACCGAAGAUCUCAUCGUGUCAGCGUCGUUGGAUCAGACGGUCCGGGUGUGGGAUACCACCGGUCUCCGUAAGAAACAAACGGGUGAGGCCAGUGGUGGGGGACACAUGGAUGGAUCCAUGCGUCCGCCGUCCACCGGACUUAACGUGCAAGCCGAGCUGUUCGGAACCAACGAUGUUGUCGUCAAGUAUGUACUCGAAGGUCAUGACCGAGGCGUUAACUGGGCGUCCUUCCACCCUACUUUGCCACUCCUCGCCUCGGCAGCGGAUGAUCGACAGGUCAAGUUGUGGCGUAUGAGCGAAACCAAGGCCUGGGAAGUCGAUACCCUCCGGGGACACGCCAACAAUGUGUCCUGCUGCUUGUUUCAUCCCAAACACGAUCUUGUCGUCUCCAAUUCGGAAGAUCGCUCGAUCCGUGUUUGGGAUGUCAGCAAACGUGUCGGCGUCCAAACCUUUCGCCGUGAAGGCGAUCGCUUUUGGAUUCUCGCCGCGCACCCGACGCAGAAUUUGCUCGCGGCCGGACACGAUUCCGGUAUGAUCGUCUUCAAAUUGGAACGGGAACGUCCCGCUUCGUGCUACGGACCGACUUCCCAGCUCUACUACGUACGCGGUCGGGAACUUCUCCUGCACGACUACGGACGCGGUAGCACCGGAGUCGACGUUCCCAUUACCAGUCUCCGCCGUAUGGGAACGCAGGCUCAAACGGACGGUAUAGGCUCAGCCCCGCGAUACCUUACCUACAAUCAUCACAACCCGUCCGAAGGGAAUAUUUUGGUCACUUCGGAUGUCGACGGGGGUUCCUACGAACUCGUUACCUUCAGUUUGAGCAAUGCGAGUGGUUCCGUCACGGACGGAAAACGUGGUUCCUGCCUUGGGCCAGGUGUUUUUUUGGGACGCAAUCGCUUCGCCAUUCUUGAUCGCCAGCGACAAAUUGUAAUCAAGAAUCUACAAAAUGAGACGACCAAACGUGUUCAACCACCUGUUCCCAACGUGGACGGACUGUUGGACGGUGGCGCUUCGGGUCGCGUAUUGUUGCGCGCCGAAGACCGUGCCAUUCUGUUUGAAGUCCAAUCCCGACGCGUGCUGGGAGAAAUCACGGCUCCCAAGAUCAAAUCGGUUGUCUGGAGCCCGGAUGGAAGCAAAGUGGCCAUUGUCUGCAAGUACGGUGUCGUUAUGGCGGAUCGCAGCCUCGAGCAGUUGUGCUCAAUUUCGGACAACGUCCGCAUCAAGUCGGGUGCGUGGGACGUCAGUCCCACGGGCGGCACGGCCUCGGAACUAUUUGUCUACACCACCCUCCAUCACGUCAAGUACUGCUUGCCGUCGGGAGACACUGGUACGAUCCGUACGCUAGAUCAACCGCUCUACGCGCAGCGUAUCGUCAAGGACCAGCUUUUCUGUCUCGAUCGCGAAGCCCGACCCCGCAUUCUGAGUCUCGACACGACCGAAGCCCUCUUCAAACUGGCGCUGUCGCAGCAAAAGUACGGCAAAGUUAUGCACAUGGUCCGUCACUCUCGCUUGUGCGGGCGCGCCAUUGUUGCUUAUUUGCAAAACAAGGGUUUCCCGGAAGUCGCAUUGCACUUUGUGCGGGAACCCCGGACCCGUUUUCGCCUCGCCUUGGCGUGCGGAAAUAUUGAAGCCGCCAUGGAAUCAGCCUUUACACUGGAGCAAAAAGCUCAAGCGGAAGGCAAGGAUACCGGACGAGACGUUUGGGGCGAAUUAGGCAGUGAAGCGUUGCGUCAAGGCAAUCACCAAGUUGUCGAAAUGAGUUAUCAACGCACGAAAGACUUUGACCGCUUGUCGUUUUUGUACUUGAUUACCGGUGAUACAGACAAGUUACGCAAAAUGCUCAAAAUUUCGAACAUGCGUCAAGACAUUAUGGGUCGCUACCACAAUGCCUUGUUGUUGGGCGAUGCAGCCGAGCGUGUGCACGUCUUGGAGGAGUCGGGAAAUUUGCCGCUCGCCUACAUCAGUGCAACCUUGCAUGGUUUGAUGGAAGACGCGGACCGGAUCAAGAUUACUAUCGAAACAAAUGGUGGCAGUGCUGGGGAUAGAAAGACACACUGUUUGCUGCAACCCCCCACUCCUAUCCUCCGCGCCAACAACUGGCCAACACUCGAGGUACAAAAGACGACUCUUGAAGACCUAUCGGCAGCCGACGGUGAAGCUCACGAAGAGGACGGUGGUGAAUAUCACGAUGCAGCAGCUGCGGCAGCGACUGAGUUGGGUACGGAAGAUUGGCAAGACGACGACGAGGAUAUGGGUAUGGGUACCGGCGCCGCGGCAGCGGCUGCUAAUGACUUGGACUUUGGUGCCGACGACGAUCUCGGCGACUGGGGCGACGAUCUGGAUGAACUCGGCGACCUGGGUGAACCGUCACAUCGUGAGGCUGACGAAAUGAUAGACGUUUCGGAAGUCGGAGAAGUUGGUGACUUUGUUAUGCCUACUUCUGGACGCCCUCCUGCUGGUUGUUGGGUAGGCAAUAGUUCACACGCGGCCGAUCAUCUGGCAGCCGGAGCUGCGUCUUCAGCGUUACAAUUAUUGAAUCGUCAAAUUGCGGCGAGCGAAUUCGCUCUACUCAAGUCAAAUAUGAUCGCUUGCUAUUUGGGUUCCAUGACGAGCGCUCCUGGUGUUUCGGGCAGUCCGAGCAUGUCCAUUCCGUUGCUACGAAAUGAUGUUAACGGACAUCCGGGUGCGGAAAGUCUGCCUCGUACACCCUUGACUUUGAAGCAAACGGUAGCCGGGAUUCGCAAUGGAUAUCGCUUCUUCCAGGGUGGAAAGUUCAACGAGGCCAAGGCAGCUUUUGUAUCAGUGUUGGCCGAAAUUCCGCUUGUAGUUACCGGCAACCGGGCAGAAGGCAACGAAAUUAAGGAAAUGCUCAGUAUUUGCCGCGAAUACAUUACAGCAAUUCGGAUCAAAGCGGAAAUGGCAGCAGCUGCGACUGACCCGGUCCGCUCCACUGAGCUGUCAGCCUACUUUACUCACUGCAACCUGCAACCGGUCCACUUGCUGCUUGCUCUUCGUGCUGCCAUGGGAACGGCCUUCAAGAACAAAAACUUUAUCGUGGCUGCCAGCUUUGCGCGUCGUUUGUUGGAGCUUCCAGACAUGAGUAACGAACGCAAUGCAGAAUUGCGAGUCAAGGCAACUAAGGUGUUGCAGAAGAGCGAGCAAAUGGCCCGAAAUGAGCAUCAGCUGAACUAUGACGAAACGAAGACAUUUGCGAUUGACUGCAAAGACUUUGUCCCUAUUUAUUCGGGCGACAGCUCGACGCAGUGUUCAUACUGCGGAUCUUCCUACGCGGACGAAUCUAUGUCGCACAGUCUGUGCUUAACAUGUGGAUUUUGUGCUGUCGGGAUCCAAACCAUCGGGCUCGUCACUGGAUAAAUUUCUGCCGGAUGUUCUACUCUAUGUUGGCAUAUCUACUAAUGCAAGUUUUAAAUUC